This is a messenger RNA of Actinia tenebrosa (Australian red waratah sea anemone), 2083 nucleotides long. Its product is annotated as ras-related protein Rab-43. Gene Ontology annotation, molecular function: GTPase activity; GTP binding. The record is from RefSeq and is a predicted model, not a curated record. NCBI's taxonomy places the organism in Eukaryota, Metazoa, Cnidaria, Anthozoa, Actiniaria, Actiniidae.
UAGUUGUCAUAUUUCUCUAAAUGUAAAGACCUGUUGUGGUCAGUUGUAUUGUUUUCUAUUUAUUUACAUUUGGUAAUUUUGUGUUCCCUCUAAUCAUGAGGGAUUUUGAAAGCAGUGAUUCGUUUGACUAUCUGUUUAAAAUUGUCCUAAUCGGCGAUCCAGGUGUUGGGAAAACAUGUCUGGUCCAACGUUUCGACAGAGGAACAUACCUUGAACGACAUGGAAGCACCAUAGGGGUCGAUUUUACGAUGAAAACUAUAACGAUUGACGAGAAAAAGAUUAAGCUUCAAAUAUGGGACACAGCAGGACAAGAGAGGUUCAGAACUAUUACCCAAAGUUAUUAUCGCAAUGCUAAUGGAGUAAUAAUCACUUAUGAUAUCACUAAGAGAGAGACAUUUAAGAAUGUUGCAAGGUGGUCAGAAGAUGUUAAAAAAUAUGCACCAAAAAACGUCAUGAAAAUACUUGUUGGAAACAAAAAGGACUUGCAUGUGGAAAGGGAUGUGAGCAUUGAUGAAGCAAGAAAAUGUGCAGAGCAUUAUAAUAUGAUUGAUGCUAUGGAGGCCUCGGCAAAGGACAAUAUAAAAGUUGAAGAGGCCUUCAUUCAUUUAGCAACUGAACUAAAGAGAGAGUAUGAAAAAGGUUCACAGGUUCAAAAUAUUGAAGAUGGAGGAGUGACAAUAGAAUCUAGGAAAAUAAACAGAAAAUGGCAAUGUUGCAGCUAACAUGAACUAAUAUUAUAAAGAUUUACUGGAUGUCUGCUAGUGAAAGAAAAAGGAAAGAAUUAAUAUUGCAAAAAGAUGUAAUUUAUAUACUCACAUAAAGCUUAUCUUACAAAUAUGACUUUCAAAGAGCUUCUUGGUUGAACAAAACAAAAAAUAAUACAUGUACAUAGAUAAAAAGGUUCGCCUUUUCAUUACCAUGACAACAGUAAGGGUUCUCAAGGAUGCAUUACUUUUGGCAAUGGCUGAACAGUCUUGUAUGCUAAUUUCAAGCUUAUAAUAUUCUGGCGAAUAUAAUGGUCUGAAAAAAGGUAACAUUUCCAUAAAUAACAUUUCAUAUUUUUUAAAUAUAUUUUGGCUUUGCGUUAAAUGUUCAUGAAAAAAAUUAAAUGGUGCUUGGGAUUUGCAAGACUGCUAAUAAAGCAUAAGUUCAAUAAUUUACUUGUUUGUGCUAGGUUACAUUACAAGCUAGUAGUAAGCUAGCCAUAAGCAGCUAGAUGAUCAGCUUGCCAUUCAGCUUUCAUAGACCUACUGAACCUGGUUGCAAGAAGACUAAAUGAAGAUCCACCAGAUAAAGGUAUCCAGUAUCCAGUGUAUAGAAUUUGUAUGGGUUUUACAAGUAUUUACCUGAUAGGGAUUUAUCUGGUGGACAACAUUAUACAGCCUUCGUGCAACGAGUUCUUGGUGUUUUCUCAUUUCAGAUAAUUGUUGACUUCCUUGACCUUUAUUUUGUUUAGCUACACCUGACACUUGAAAAAAAUAGAUUUACAUGGAUAAAUCAAGGGAAUAACAUGGCCUUAAACCAGAAAGCAUUUUGCCCAUAAGUAGCAUAGGUGUACUGAAAACUUAUUAGUAUGAUUCCAUUUAACCUGUGAAACAUCAAUGAAUAUUAGUCUUAUAUACUGUAAUAUUAUUUUACAUAGUACAUAGAAAACAGAAAUUUUAUGUCUCUACUUUAUUUUCUCUUAGAGUUUUAAGAGUUGACCAUUCACAGGUUACCUGAAAUCAGUCUAUUGUCAAAAUAUAAAUUAUUUAAUAAAAAGUUAUCAAUUAUUGAAAAGACUAAUACUGUAUAUUUGGUUCAUUGGUUUAAAGUUUUGAAUCAAUUACUUUGUGGAUCCUAACUUUGCAAUUAACUUUGUGAAGGUUUAAUAUGUACUUGCAUUCAUAGCUGUAAACUGUUGAAUUUCAUGGUUGAUAUGGUAGUAAGCAUUAUGCCAUGCAUUGCUCCAUGACAUGUCCCUAUUCUGGAUCAAAGAAUCUGCAUGCAUCGGUGAAUGCGCCACUGUGUAACCCUCACCAGCUACAGCUGGUUGAUGUUCCAUGUUACCUGCACAGUUCAUUAAAUGCUUAGUACCUGCCAA